Molecule: messenger RNA, 992 nt
Organism: Ilex paraguariensis (yerba mate)
Lineage: Eukaryota; Viridiplantae; Streptophyta; Magnoliopsida; Aquifoliales; Aquifoliaceae
Source: the annotation of a GenBank genome assembly
CAUAGCAUUGGCGGCAUGUAAACGAACUGUGAGAGAGAGAGAGAGAGAGAGAGAAUCUGUUUACAAGGUCAAGGGAGAAGGAACCAACCCCCAUAGAUUCAUUAAACUUGGAACCUUUGUUGCCUUUUGAUCUUCGUGUUGAUUACUACGGUCUACAAGAUCAAGACUUAGUCGAAGAAGACGAAGCAAAGCGAGAGAGAACUAAAUACCAACACUAUGAUGACAACAACAGAGGUUGGUGUGCUCCACCAAUGGCACACUCUCUAAUCUACCCUUCUCAUAAUUCUCACCAUCUUUAUUCUCUUUCUCUCUCUCGAUCCACAGUUCCACACUCUUUUCUAUACAGCAUGAAGUUUCUCUUGGAACUUGUCUCCUGCUGUGGAACUAUAUCUCGCCCAUCGGUCCCUACAAGUCCACCGCCGGCGGAUGAGACUAGGUGCCUUGUGCCUUCAACUCCGCCGGAAAGCCGUCGGAAGCGCGGGAGGGUGGCCUCCAAAAGGUCUGCGUAUACGCCCCAAUGGAGGCCUUCACUACACGCGAUCUCCGAGGACAACGUCGUGGUUGAGAGUAAAGAACGAGCCGUUGUUGGAUCUGAAAGAGUUCUGAAGAGAAAAGUUGAACCGCCGACGGGAAAAGUUCGCAUCCGUAGCUGCAGCGACGAUUCAAGGAGACCUCCACUUCAAGCAAUCAUGCCGACGCCAUUUUUGUUUUGAUGGGUCUUCCUUGAGCCUGUUCAUCGAAUCCUGCGUUUUGUGGAUAAAAAAUGUGUAAUUUUUAGCUGUAAUGAGCUUUUGAUCUGCUAUUUCCAACUAUGAUGUUAAAGCUAAUAGUACUGUCCUGCCACAGUAAGAAUCCAUUCUGUUUUAGAUCAAAUCCUCUAGAACUAAAUGGUUUCAGUUUUCUUGGAAGUAAGUUUAUUAUUGGUCCCCGGGCAUUGCUACAACAGCUCUCUGUCUUAUCAUAUUUAUGUCAAACGGUCAAAAUUUUGUUCU